CGCACACUGUCUGCAAGGGGACACACACUAACCUGCGCCGGAUUAUUACUACAUUUACACUUAUUUUACUUUUUUUUGCUACAAUAUAUAUAUUUUUUUUCUUUUAACGAAUUAACUCCUCUCAAGGAUAUGUUGGUGGAAGUUUCAAAGAGCAUAUUCAUCCUUCUCUGCUGCAUGUUGCUGGAACCCGUGUUUUCAGUGCAGAAUCAGAUGUGUGACAUGAUGAAGGAAAUAGACAAGGAGAAGGACAUGUGUGAGGCUCUGAUUGAGAACAAAACAACAGGUUGCAGUGGGACAUGGGACAAGAUCACCUGCUGGCCCAGUGCCAAUGUUGGAGAGGUGGUCACCAUCCCCUGCCCUAAAUAUCUCUUCUACUUCUCCAGGGACGUCCAUACACGUAACUUGUCAAAGACCUGCACUGAGGAUGGCUGGACCCCAAUCAGUAUAGACUCCUACAUAAUGGACUGUGGCUACAACCCCAACAGCACCAUAGAUGAUAACACGGGAGAAUUCUUCGACGCCAUCAAAGUGGGUUACACCAUUGGUCACAGUGUGUCGCUCAUUUCUCUGACGAUCGCCAUCAUCAUACUGUGUCUCUUUCGGAAGCUGCACUGCACAAGGAACUACAUCCACAUGCAUCUGUUUAUGUCUUUUAUACUGAAAGCCGUGGCUGUUUUCAUCAAGGACGUGGUUCUGUAUGACGUCGGGGAGACAGACAAUUGCCAGUCAACUGUUGGCUGCAAGGCAGCGAUGGUCUUCUUCCAGUAUGGGAUCAUGGCGAGUUACUUCUGGCUGCUGGUGGAGGGCCUCUAUCUCCACACUCUGUUAGCUGUUUCCUUCUUCUCUGAGAGGAAGUACUUCUGGUGGUACAUCCUGAUUGGUUGGGGGGCUCCAACCAUCUUUAUCUCAGCAUGGGUGAUUACAAAGGCUUAUUUACAUGAUCCUGGAUGCUGGGAGAUAAUUGAUGACAAUCCAUGGUGGAUCAUCAAAACACCUAUUUUAGUCACCAUUCUUGUGAACUUUUUCCUCUUCAUCUGUAUAAUCCGGAUUUUGCGACAGAAGAUGAAUUGCCCUGACAUCGGAAGAAAGGAAUCCAAUCAGUACUCGAGACUGGCAAAAUCCACUCUGCUGCUGAUACCUCUCUUUGGCAUAAACUACAUUAUUUUUGCCUUCAUCCCUGACGACAUCCACCCACAAGUGAGGAUGGUGUUCGAUCUUAUUCUGGGGUCAUUUCAGGGUUUCGUUGUUGCCGUUUUAUACUGCUUUCUGAAUGGAGAGGUGCAGGCGGAGAUUAAGCGUAAGUGGCGCAGAUGGAUGCUGCAGAGGUUCCUGGGGGCUGACACAAAGUACCAGCAGCCCUCCAACGGCAACAACUUCAGCACCCAGAUCACCAUGUUGACCAAAUGCAGCCCCACAACACGCCGGGCAUCUGAGUGUCAGGAGCACCUCUCUGCCAUCUGAAACCCAUCUAAAAGUGAACUCACCUCAUUGUUUUUAUCAUUAUGUGCUGAAUGCGUGCACUGUUGCAGUGUAAUUGAUAUUAGUUACUGAAAGUCAUUUUGACAUUUUAGUUCUGGAGCUAAUAUUUGUCCAUUGUAACUUUAUCCACUGCAGUGUUUUCUUGCCAGGGUGGAAAGGCAACUGAAACCAACUACAGAACACAUCACCUGUUUAGUAAAUAAGUUACAUUAACUUAACAAGAGGAAUUGAAAUUUUCACGGACUGUUCCAAUAUAGCUUUGAUCAGUGAGGAACUUCCAUUGUAUUGGAGGUUGACCACACUAACCACAUUGACGUUCAUGUGUAUAACAGCCAGUGUCACACUGAUAUUAUAGGCAAACAGUUUAGUUCCUUCCACAGUGUAAAAUUUUGUUGAGAUCACAUGAUGAGUAAACCUGAACUGACAACUGACAAUUUGUUGAAAAUAAAUUCACAGAAUAAAAUGAACAAAGUAUUUUAUAAGUAAUGCACUACAGAAAUCUGCUGGGAGGACAGAGAUCUUUGUGACCACUAUGUGAAUUAAAGGGAACUGGAGCUCUUGGCCAGCGUUUUCCAUCAGAUGUUAAGCGAUAGAUGGAUAGAGCCAGAGAUGAGCUGUGUCUUAUAAGUAGCAAGAUGUUUAUUAAAAGGGUGUGUUACACAAGAGGACUCCAAGCACUUAACAUAAUGACUCAUGUGGCUUAGGGAACUGAUGGUAACAACAUUAAUGACAUUGUCAGGCUGUCAUGAACAGUGGUCACUGAGGAGGAAUCUAUAGCAUAACCAACAUACUGGACGUUCCUAUCCUGUCUACUAUCCUGUCUAUGACAGUUUUAUACGGGGCAUACACUCUGCUGAAUUACUGCCGGAUAACAUUCCAGAGGAGACACUAAAGCUCCCGCUUGUGAAAUUUAUCUGGGAUUACAGAGGCUUUUAGUUUUGUCUGAGUGCGCACUCAGUUCAUUUUUACUAUUUCUGCAACUAAUGGACCAGAUGUAUUCCUUUAUUAGUCCAUAAUACACAACAUUGUGAAUAAACAUGUGGCAACAGUGAUUAACUUCCAUUAACUGGAUUGCAUGGACAAGUCAUGUCAUUGCAGUGAUUGUUAGUUAUUUAUUCUAUUCUAUUCUAUUCUAUUCUAUUCUAUUCUAUUCUAUAUUUAGAUAUUAAAUGAAUAUGGUAUUGCAUCCUACUGUUUUUAGCCACUAGCAGCAUGGCUCUGUGCAUUGUCAGCACACCACUUUGGUCCAGUCUGGAUAUGGAUAUACUGUAUGGAUAGAUUGCCAUGACAUUUUGUACAAAUAUUCAUGGGUGAAUCUUAAUGACUUUGAUGAUCCUCUGACUUUUUAUCUAGCUCCACCAGCAGGUCAAAGUUUCCAAUUAUAUCUAAUGAAAUAUGUCAUCAUCUACAAGAUGGAUUGGGACAAUAUGUUUUACAGACAUUCAUUAUUCCUUUUAGAUGAAUUGUAAUGACUUUGGUAAUCCCCUGACUGUACCGCUAGCACCAGUGUAAGGUUUAAAUUUGUGGUUUCAAGGGAAAUGUCUCAUCAACUUUUGAAGUAAUUGCUGUGAAAUGUGUUUCAGACAUUCAUGUUCCAAACCCAGAUGAACUGUAAUAAUUAUGAUUUUACUUUUCAUUUAGAGACAUCAUCAAGUAAAAAGGCCAAUUUGUCUGUCUUUGAUUUGACUAAAUAACUACAAAACCUAUGACAUUCCCAUCAGCCUCAACUAUACUUUGUAUUUAGUGCUAACUAACAAAUGUUAGCAUGCUAACACCUUCUAAACAUCAGCUUAGCUGUAUUAUCUUGAUGUAAUAGAGUUUAUCAAGCUAUAUGACACCAUGCAUGAUGGUGUCAACUCUCUCUCUCUCUCUCUCUCUCUCUCUCUCUCUCUUUGUGUGUGUGUUUAAUAAUGUUUUCAAACAUUUAUUUGAAGCCACCUCCUGCUAAAAAAAGACAUUUUAGACGUUAAUAUGAACAGGCAGUGACAGUGUCACAUUUCAUUAAGGGGAAACAUGUUGGAGUUUGAUGUUUAUUUUAGUUCCCCUUCUUGUUGUACUAGUGUGUGUGUAAACCUGAAACUGAACUGAAACUAACUGAAAGUACCUCACGCUCAAUAUCACACACAGCUGUUGUAUAUAAUGUGAAACUGUAUAUACGGCUAAAGAAUUUGUUUAUAAUGUGUUUUUCGUGGUGAUGACUUAUAGUGCUCAGGUGUCAACUGGAAAUUGAUGUUUACAUUUAAAACUGUGCGUUCCUCACUCAUGCUAUUUGCAUGAUGUCAAUAAAGUGUCUCUUAAUUGUUGUAAAGUGUGUGUAAAUAUGGUGUCCUGUACAGUAUGUGGAAUCAUCUGUAAAGAUGUUAUUGAACAAAAUGUCAGACUGAAUAAAACCAUUUGCACUGUGGACAGGCCUUCUGUUGUUCCAACUAAAAGUGAGA
This is a messenger RNA of Morone saxatilis (striped sea-bass), 3917 nucleotides long. RefSeq names its product vasoactive intestinal polypeptide receptor-like. Bases 130 to 1461 code for a protein of 443 amino acids. Gene Ontology annotation, molecular function: vasoactive intestinal polypeptide receptor activity; G protein-coupled peptide receptor activity; peptide hormone binding. Gene Ontology annotation, cellular component: plasma membrane. Gene Ontology annotation, biological process: cell surface receptor signaling pathway; adenylate cyclase-modulating G protein-coupled receptor signaling pathway. NCBI's taxonomy places the organism in Eukaryota, Metazoa, Chordata, Actinopteri, Moronidae. The transcript has 13 exons. The record is from RefSeq and is a predicted model, not a curated record.